CAGAACAGACACAACAGCCGGUCUCGCAAGCAACCGCAAAUACAAAAUGCAGGCGCAACAAUUAGACGCGAAUCAGGCGCGCAUUCAACAGCUGGAGGAGUUCAUAAACGAGGUGCUGAAGGAGGAACUGAAACAGCUCGAGCAAUGCCUCAACAAGUACAAUGAGGAAAUCAUGGAGUACGUGCAGCUGAAGAACACACUUCAGGCACUCGGCGACCACUUUCCGGAUGGCUACAAGACGCAAGUGAAUAUUGGCAGCAACAUCUUCAUGGAGGCACACGUCUCCGAAGCGGACAAGGUAUUGGUAAAUAUAGGCAGUAAUAUAUUUCUGGAAAUGAGUGCAGUGGAGGCAGAGAAACUCUGUGAUAUGCGCAUCAAAGUCCUGACCAAGCAAGCAGAUGUGCUGCGAGAGGAGAGCGUUAAAAAGCGCGCCCAAGUCAAAAUGGCAUUGAUUGCCAUCAGCGAACGCCAAAAUCUAGUGCAAGCCGCCGAUCAGGAAACUAAGUAGAUGUACUAUGCUCUACCUUAAAUUAUUGUUAAUUUGUUAAAUGAAAGAAAUGUACCUACUGUUUUAUAUAGAUAUGCUAGAUAUAUUUAAACAUAAGUAUUUUUACACCGGCAAUGAA
Messenger RNA from Scaptodrosophila lebanonensis, 626 nucleotides. It is a transcript of the gene Uxt, whose product is annotated as protein UXT homolog. Bases 47 to 508 code for a protein of 153 amino acids. The record is from RefSeq and is a predicted model, not a curated record. The transcript has a single exon. Gene Ontology annotation, biological process: protein folding; regulation of DNA-templated transcription. Gene Ontology annotation, cellular component: prefoldin complex; cytoplasm. NCBI's taxonomy places the organism in Eukaryota, Metazoa, Arthropoda, Insecta, Diptera, Drosophilidae.